Molecule: messenger RNA, 2964 nt
Organism: Lodderomyces beijingensis
Lineage: Eukaryota; Fungi; Ascomycota; Pichiomycetes; Serinales; Debaryomycetaceae
Source: the annotation of a GenBank genome assembly
AUGGUAGAUUUACUCCAAUUGAUCGUCGACCAGACCUCGUCGGACAACAACUUGAGGCGACGUGCCGAGCUCGAAUUCAACCAAGUUGUAGCUCACGAACCUUCGGAAUCCCUCUAUUUGAUUCUAGAGUUGGCGUUAAACACCGCACUAUCGACAAACAUUCGCCAAUCAUGCUUGUUGCAACUUAAACGACUCGUGCCGAAAUACUGGUCAUUGGGCUUUGCUUCGUUCAUUGGCCCUCCCAUAGCCCAGGACUUGAAACCAGUGAUGAGGUCGAAGUUGCUUAGCCUAGCCUUGGAUAGCGCCGACUCCAAGAUCCGCAACGGUGCCGCUUAUGCCAUUGUGCAAAUCGCCUCUGUCGACUACCCCGAUGAAUGGCCCGACUUGAUGAAUGAGUUGUAUGCGGCUACCACGAAGUCCUAUCGGAAUAGCACGAGAAUGUUGGGUGCGUUGCUGGUGCUAACUGACUUGUUCGAUGACUUGAUCACCGAGGAGCAGUUUUGGGAAGGCGGUGUUGGCGAUGCCGUGAUUCUGCAUUUGAAUGCCAUCUUGGAGAAUGCGGCAGUCGCGAUCGAAGUCAAGAACCAAGCUGUCAAGUUGUACGAGACCGUGUUUGCCAUCUUGGCGGGCCCCGAGCUGUUUAGCACCGAGGAGAGGAAACAAGGGGUGAUUACGCAAGUUUCGAGCACAUUGAAGAUCUUUAUGGCGUUGAUUCAAUCCGAGGGUGGCAAUUUGGUAGAGAUGGACUUUAAGAGCAACAUCUACAAGGCCAUUGCCUCAAUUAUUGGCCAGUUCCACCAGCGGCUCUCGAUGGAGAUCAAGGCACAAAUUUCAUUGUUAACGAUCCAGGAUUUGGCUCGUGUUGCUCCCGUUUUCAACAAGGUGGCGUUGAAUGAAUACGACGCGCCUCGCUUUUCCGCCAUCCAAGUUUUCAACAAUGUUAUCUACUACAUCUUCCACACCCUUUCGAGCAUCCAGCAUGAUGUCCCCAUCUCCCAAGUCGCUAACAUGGCCGAGUUUGUCAAGAAUGCCAUUGUGUGUGCUGCGUUGCCCAAGGACGUGGCCGAGGAGUAUGCGGACGACUUGGGGUUGUACGUCAGUGAAAUCACCGGGUUGUCUGUAGAGAUCAACCCGCGCGAUGCUAUACUUGACUUUUGGGGGGACUUGAACCAAAGCGGCCUCCAAGCUGCCAGCGCACUAAUCACACAGCUGUUUUCGCUGGACGGAAGAAUUCUAGAAGCCGAGUUGUUUACACUAGAAGGCAUCUUUUCCAGCGACGCCGAGUUGCCCACUGUGCCAUUACAAGACCUCUUGUCUUUUGUUUCCUAUGACGGCAGCUUGGUCACAGCCAGGUGUUUCUUGCUACUUCCGAAAUACUUUGAAAAAUACGGCGACGGAGAAGCAAUCAAGGUGUUUAGCGAUAUGAUUGUUUUCGCGGAAAAGGCAGAAAAGAUUAUUCAAAUAGCAGCAUUGGUCAGCUGCACCUAUUACCAGCACGUGUUUGAGUUUAGUCAACUUGACCACUCUAUCCAGGCCGCCAUAUUCAAGGUUGUGUACCAUCUCAUCGGCGACUGCGAAGAAGACGGACUCGCGGUAUUGAUCGAGGCCAUCACUGUGGCCAUCUCCAUUAACCCAGCGCUUGCUGCCUCGGUUGAGAUUGUGCCCAGCAUCAGUCUCAUUGAUGUGGUUUUCCAAAUUGCAUUCAAAGACCCAGCUAAUGUGCAAUUGAUUUCAGAUGCCUCCGAUUGCUUGAGCACGCUAUUGGAAAGUAUCAACGAGCACGAUUAUUUACUUGCUUGUGAGAAAUCGCUUCCCCACAUUAUCAAAACCAUGCAACAGUGCGAUGGCGAGUACUCACCGCAGUUGUAUCUCAGUUUGGAGUUUUUGGGCAUAGUCAUUAAAUCGAGCCCCGGCACAUUGCCGGCGCGGAUAUUCCUGUACGUGUUCCCCGCGCUAGAGGCAGUACUACUCAAGUCUACCGACAACCAGAUCUUGCAAAGUGGCGGCGAAGUAUUUGACGAGUUGCUUGGCAAAGGCUCGAGUUUGUUUGUUGAGUACAAGGACCCGCAAACGAAGGAAUCGGGAAUGGAGUCGAUCAUGAAGAUUGUGGCCAAGUUUCUUUCGCCCGAGUUAUCGGACAGCGCAGCUAACAAGUGUGGGUCGAUCGUCAGCUCCAUUAUCUCGCAUUUCCAAAACCAGAUCCCUGCGCAGAUCUUGACCCAGAUCCUCGAGGCCACGGUGAACCGGUUGGUCCUUGCCAAGGAACCAGUAACUAUCGAAAAUUUAAUCAUGGCGUUUUGCAAAUUGGUUCUUUUGUCGCCCGAGCAAACGGUGAAUUUCCUUUCGAGCAUGACGAUCAACGGCAAGUCUGGACUCGAGACUGUGCUCCCCAUAUGGUUCGAGUCGUACCAGGUCACGCGAGGAUUCGAGCCCAUCAAGCAAAAUUCGCUUGCCUUGGCAAAGAUUUUCACGUUGGGAGAUGCCAGAGUGGAAAACUUGGUCGUUAAUGGAGAGAUUAUACCUUACGAAGGCAACAAAAUCAUCACGAGAUCAAUGGCCAAGAGCAUGCCGGAGAGAUAUACCCAAACGUCGGCAUCGUUGAAGAUCAUCAAGCUUUUGGUGACCGAGCUCCAAUUCCAGUGCCAGCAACCGGAUGCGUCUGACUAUUUGCCGUUGGAGGACUUUGAAGACGGCAAGACCGGGGAAGACGAUGCAUGGGAGGACAUGGAUGAUAUUGGAGUUCCCAAUUACGAUAAAUUAAAGUCGUAUGUAGAUGAAGACCAGGCACUGGCCGAAAGAAGCAGCGGCGGUGGUACUGGUGGCAGCGGCGACGACAGUUUGAAGCAAUUGUUGAUUCAGUUUUUCAAAGAGUGCACGGCAAAGAACUUGGGCAAUUUUCGGAAAUACUACGAGCAAUUGACUGCCGAAGAGAAGAAAUUGAUCAGCGAAUGCUUGAUCUUUUAA